Molecule: messenger RNA, 6196 nt
Organism: Anolis carolinensis (green anole)
Lineage: Eukaryota; Metazoa; Chordata; Lepidosauria; Squamata; Anolidae
Exons: 2
Source: RefSeq, a predicted model, not a curated record
AUGGCGCACACCUCCACCACCACCUCCCUGCCGAAGCAUGAACUGCACCUGAGCCACAGGACACGUCACACCAGGCAGAAAGAAGACUUUCGACUUCCACGUUGGGAGAGUGACCUUCAGGAAGAGCAUGCCUCCAAAGCCCAGCCCACUUGUCACCUGAUGAGAGAGAGAGAGAGAGAGAGAGAGCAAGGGGUCACCCCCAGGACAAGGAAGAGAGGAAGGAAAGAAAGGAAGGAAGGAAGGAAGGAAGGAAGGAAGGAAGGAAGGAAGGAAGGAAGGAAAGAAAGAAAGAAAGAAAGAAAGAAAGAAAGAAAGAAAGAAAGAAAGAGCAAGCAGAGAAGCAAGGAAGGAAGGCUGAAGGAAGAGAGGAAGGAAAGAAAGGAAGGAAGGAAGGAAGGAAGGAAGGAAGGAAGGAAGGAAGGAAGGAAGGAAAGAAAGAAAGAAAGAAAGAAAGAAAGAAAGAAAGAAAGAAAGAAAGAAAGAAAGAGCAAGCAGAGAAGCAAGGAAGGAAGGCUGAAGGAAGAGAGGAAGGAAAGAAAGGAAGGAAGGAAGGAAGGAAGGAAGGAAAGAAGAAAGAAAGAAAGAAAGAAAGAAAGAAAGAAAGAGAGUGAGAAAGAAAGAAAGAAAGAAAGAAAGAAAGUGAGAAAGAAAGAAAGAAAGAAAGAAAGAAAGAAAGAAAGAAAGAAAGAAAGAAAGAGCAAGCAAGCAGAGAAGCAAGGAAGGAAGGCUGAAGGAAGAGAGGAAGGAAAGAAAGGAAGGAAGGAAGGAAGGAAGGAAGGAAAGAAGAAAGAAAGAAAGAAAGAAAGAAAGAAAGAAAGAAAGAAAGAAAGAAAGAGAGUGAGAAAGAAAGAAAGAAAGAAAGAAAGAAAGUGAGAAAGAAAGAAAGAAAGAAAGAAAGAAAGAAAGAAAGAAAGAAAGAAAGAAAGAAAGAAAGAAAGAGCAAGCAAGCAGAGAAGCAAGGAAGGAAGGCUGAAGGAAGAGAGGAAGGAAAGAAAGGAAGGAAGGAAGGAAGGAAGGAAGGAAGAAAGAAAGAAAGAAAGAAAGAAAGAAAGAAAGAAAGAAAGAAAGAGAGUGAGAAAGAAAGAAAGAAAGAAAGUGAGUGAGAAAGAAAGAAAGAAAGAAAGAAAGAAAGAAAGAAAGAAAGAAAGAAAGAAAGAAAGUGAGAAAGAAAGAGAGUGAGAAAGAAAGAAAGAAAGAAAGUGAGUGAGAAAGAAAGAAAGAAAGAAAGAAAGAAAGAAAGAAAGAAAGAAAGAAAGAAAGAAAGAAAGAAAGAGCAAGCAGAGAAGCAAGGAAGGAAGGCUGAAGGAAGAGAGGAAGGAAAGAAAGAAAGAAAGGAAGGAAGGAAGGAAGGAAGGAAGGAACCAAGGGGGGGGGAGGAAAGAAGCAAGCAAGAAAGAAAAGCUGAAGGAAGAAAGCAAUGAAGGAAGGAAACAAGUAAGGAAGGAAGCAAGGAAAGGAGGGAAAGAAGGAAGGGAGCGAGUGGAGGGCAGCUCCUGCAUGGGAAGCUCAAGCCAGGCCAGACGCGUGCGGAAGGCAUCCCCGAACAGCAAGAAAGGGCAGCAUUACCACACGUGUGCAACUUGGAAACAAUUCCCUUGUCAAAGCUUUUGCUGAAGAAGAUCCUGCGUAUACUUACUUACUUACUUACUUACUAUAGCCUUCUCCAAAUCCAGGGAUGGCGGGGCUUCCAUCCGCCCAGCUGCAUCCGAAGGAAAACGCACUCCAUCCAGGGGUGGUACAAGUUGAGCCCGGCCCCGUCUACACUCCCAUAUAAUCCAGUUUCUGAAACCGGAUGAUCUGCUUUGAACUGGAUGAUAUGGCCGUGUAGAUCCAGAAUCCUGACAUAUUCCAAAGUUGUCCAGACAAAUGGCUGAAACAGUGAAAACUUUUGCUGGUACUUUGAUGUGUAAACACUACGUUUCAUGCACAAAAUUAUUUUAAAAUAAUAUAUGUCUGUUUCCACAUAAUUGUUGUUGUUGUUGUGUGCCUUUAAGUCAUUUCAGACUCUGGGGGAGCCUAAGUCUAAAAUUAUUUAUUUAUUCAUUUACUACAUUUAUUUACUACAUUUAUAUCCCGCCCUUCUCACCCCAAAGGGGACUCAGAGCAGCUGUAUGUACAUACAAGAUAUUAUAUUAUUAGCAUAGCACAAUAUUAGCAUUAUAUAUUAUUAUAUUGAACUAUACCACUAUACUGUAAUAUUAUAUGUAAUAUAUAACAUAUAAUUAAUAUUAUUAUAUGGUAUUAUUAUUAUUAUCUAUAUAUAUAAAAGAGUGAUGGCAUCACGGCGACCCACAAAACAACAAAACUACAGGCCCCCCAACCUCGAAAUUUGACAACACAACCCAUCAUCCACGCCUCUAGGUUGAUACAACAAAAAGAAAAGAAAAAUAAAGUCCUAAUUAGAGAGAGAGAGGAAUAAUUGCUUUUAUCCAAUUGCUGCCAGUUAGAAGGCUAAGCUCCUCCAACUUGGUCUCCUAGCAACCCAAAAAAAAUAAAUAAUAAAAAACACUAAAAAAAUUAAUACAAUAAAAUACUAUAAUAACAGAAAAUAACUAAAAAUAAUACAAGAAAAUAAUAAAAUAUAAUAAAUAAAAAUAUAACUUACAAUAAAAAUUAAUUUAAAAAAAUGCAAAUAAUGUCAAAUAAAAAUUACACAACAGUUUUUAACCAAUAUCACCACCACUUUGCCACAGCAACGCGUGGCCGGGCACAGCUAGUUAGUAUUAUAUUGUAUAAAAUGAUAAUAUUAUUAUCAUUAUCAUAUGUAUAUACAAUAUAUUAUUAAAACUGAUAUAAAAAUAUUAUACUAUAAAUGAGGGCAGGGGCCAGGUAAAUGACCUUGGAGGGCCGCAUCCGGCCCACGGGCCUUAGUUUGGGGACCUCUGCUUGAGUGUUUCGUAUAAUGUAGCCAACUUGGAAAUAAAAGCAUUUUAAAUAAAACCACUCACCUUGAUUUGGGUACAAGAAAAUAUUGGGACUCACAUUGAACGUGAUGGAAUCAUGGAUGCAAAUAAUACACUACAAAUACACCAACCAACCCUUAACAGAGAUUUAUUUAUUUUCUGGGCAAACUUUUGUUUCCUUCCUAAACAUGAUGUCUACAUGAAAACAUACAAAUAAGGAACGCGGCCCAACCGAUCCAAGCGAACGGCCUCCUAGGAAAUAAAGGAAGCCGUAUUUCUUAGACUCAAACAACUAGGUAUAGACAAAAUACGACAUCUGUAAGAAAAUAGCCUUGCAAAGGAUUUGCCUGGAUUUUGCAAGGAUGAUCGUUUCCAGAAAUGACACUUUCGAAUAGGAUCCUGCUUCUCAUUUGAACUGGUUGUCAAUCAGGGUGCCUUUCAUCUUGGCCUUCUUCGCUUCCAGCUCAGCCUGGAUUGAAAACCAAACAAAAAUAAAUAAAGGGAGGAACAAAAAGAAUGCAUGAGUUCUCUCAUAUAUAUAUAUACCGUAUAUACUCGAGUAUAAGCUGACCCAAAUAUAAGCCGAGGCACCUAAUUUUACCACAAAAAAACCUGGGAAAACAUUGACUCCAGUAUAAGCCGAGAGCGGUAAAUUUCAGAAAUAAAAACAGAUACCAAUAAAAUUACAUUAAUUGAGGCAUCAGUAGGUUAAAUGUUUUUGAAUAUUUACAUCAAGCUCAAGUUUAAGAUAAGACUGUCCAACUCUGAUCAAGUCAUUAUUCUCAUCUUCUUCAAUGUCAAUGUGCUUAUGUAUCCUUUUAAUAAUGAUAGAGUAAAAUAAUGCAUGUAAUAAUAAUAAUAAUAAAUACAGGAAAAUAAUACAUGUAAUAAUAGAGUAAAAUAAUAAAUGCAAUAAUAAUAAUAAGAUCAGAGUGAAAUAAUGAAUGUAUUAAUAAUAAUACAUGAAAAUAAUACAUGUAAGAAUAGAGUAAAAUAAUAAAUGCAAUAAUAAUAAUAAUAAUAAGAUCAGAGUGAAAUAAUAAAUGUAUUAAUAAUAAUAAAAAAGAGUAAAAUAAAUGUAGUAGCAACAAUAAUAGAGAAAAAUAAUAAAUGCAAUAAUACCAAUAAUAGAGAAUAAUAAUAAAUGUACCAUAUAUUUUUGAGUAUAAGCUGACCCAAAUAUAAGCCAACCAGGACCCUCACCCGGGUAUAAGCCGAGGGGGGCUUUUUCAGUCUUAAAAAGAGGGCUGAAAAACUAGGCUUAUACUCGAGUAUAUACAAUAUAUAUAUAUACACACACACACACACACACACACACAAAAGGUGAUGAUGAUGAUAAUCUAUAUAAAUAUAAAUGUAAUGUACGUUUGUAGGACUGAGUAAACAACAAAACCACUGAACCAAAUCACUCCAAAUUGGGCCACAAAAGACAUAGUCACCCAAUCUAUGUCUUUCAAACAAAAAACCUGGAAAAUAAAGUCCAAAUUAGAGAACAAGGAAGAGCCGUUUUCAACCCUGGUUGCAGGUCAGAAGGGUAGGCCCUGCCCCCUUUAGGUCCCGCCCACUUCGUCUCCUAGCAACCCUCGGCCACAAUGGCACCAGGGUACAGCCAGGGUUCAGGCUAUUGAGACUGCAAGGCUAUUCACUGCUAUUCCACCUGGCCAACAAAGCAUUCCCAUACGCCACAGCAACACAUGGCACAGCUAGUAAUAAUAAUAAUAAAGUGAUAGGACUAAGGAUGGACUCACCAGCUCCUGCAGCCGCCUUUUGCUCAUGCCCUUCCGCUCGAGCUGCUUCUCAAUCACUUUGGCAUUCUGUGCAUACGAGUCUGCAAUUUCCCGCUGGAAAGAAAGACACCCGAGACGGACAUUAAAACAUUGGCAAUCGCGGAAAACACUCGGCAGCAAGAACAAAUACAAUUUUAUAAUAAGCUGAAUUGUGUAUUAGAUUUCAUUGGAAGCAGAGCUCUUCCUCUUGGGAUCAUUAGACAAACAGAUACUGAAACAUCAAGCAAGAAUAUUCCUUGAUAUGAGCACAACAACAAGAAUUGGAUAUGGAAACAAAAUUAUGGAAACAGCAAAGCAUAACGACACCAGAAGAUUGGAUUACAAAAGCGUCUUGGCUGGAAAAAUAAUGCAAUGACUUCUCUUUAAGCCAUUAGGAGAGCAACAAACAAAAUGUAUUAUUAUUAUUGUUGUUGUUGUUGUUGUUGUUGUUGUUGUUAUAAUAAUGUAAUACAAUAUUAUACUAAUAAUAAUAUAUAAUAAUAUUAAUUAUAUAUUAAACCUAAUAUUACUAAUAAUAUUACAGUAUAGUGGUACAGUACAAUAUAGUAAUUUAAUGUUUAUAUUGUGCUAUGCUAAUAAUAUAUUGUAUGUACAUUUUGAGUUGUAAGCCGCUCUGAGUCCCCUCCAGGGUGAGAAGAGCGGGAUAUAAAUGUAGUAAAUAAAUAAAUACAAUAAAUAUUGUAUUAUUAUUACUGCAUGGCUUGUUGUGCAUAUCUCGAAAACACUGAUCUGCUGAUUAAACUCGUCGGCCACAUCUGGGAAUUUUAAUGCCAUCGUCUAAGGUUUUGUUAUUAUUUAAUUGUUUGAAUUUUAUUAUCAUGUAGGUAUGUAUUAUUAUGUUUAUGUAAGGCACGAUUGAAAAACUAGAAAUGUAAGACACUAUAGGCAUUUCUUGGCUGAAUAAAUAAAGUCUCCACGUGGAGACAAAAAGCGGUGAAUAAACACACACAACAACAACAAUAGAUAUUCAAUAACAUUAUUUCCUUUUAUACAUGUUACGCUUCUUGUGAUCUGGUCAUGUAAGUGUGAUUUAUUGUUAUUAUUGUAUUAUUUUACUUUGUUUAAUAAUGUGUAUUAUGUUGUUAUGUAAUGUUUGUGUUUGCUUUUAUGACUGUAAACCGCCCUGAGUCUCAUCCGGGAGAUAGGGCGGUAUAUACAUAAAGUUUUAUUAUUAUUUAUUAUUAUUAAGGACAAACUCACCGCUUCAAUCUCUUCCUCUUCCUCAUCAAUCGUGGAAACGGUCACUGAACUGAAUUUGCCCAUGUCCUUGGUCCGCUUCGUCAUCAUCACCUGGAAAAAGGAAAGAGACAGAUCGGUCUCCAAAAUUUGGAAAAUAUUUCUAUUCCUGGCUUGAAAGAAUCAUUUCUUGUUCCAUUGUGCAGUCCUUCGUUUGAAAGUAGUUAUAUUGUGUUUACAGAAUUUUUGCAAUGUUUGUGUGUUGGGACUGUGCUGUGACUCACCUCGAUGAGAGGCGAGUAAGAAGUAAAAUUAUAAUUAUAAUUAUUA